AUGGCUACACAGGAACGCAAACUUCCCCUUGGGAAGAUCGAGCCCAACUCACUCAAGUACUUCCUCAGCUGUGGCUUUGGUGGAAUCAUUGCUUGUGGACCAACCCAUACAGCCGUGACACCCCUCGAUCUCGUGAAGUGCCGUCGCCAGGUUGACCCAAAGAUCUACACUUCCAACGUACAAGCAUGGCGGACAAUUUUCUCCAAAGAAGGCCUGCGCGGCGUCUUCUUCGGCUGGUCCCCCACCUUCCUGGGCUACUCUUUCCAGGGUGCCGGAAAGUACGGUCUGUACGAGUACUUCAAGCACUUGUACGGAAACCAGUUGUUCCCGGAGUCCAAUCGCACCCUGGUCUUCCUCGGUGCUAGUGCCUCUGCUGAGUUCUUUGCUGAUAUGGCCCUGUGUCCCAUGGAGGCUAUCAAGGUCCGCAUGCAGACCACCCUGCCGCCAUACGCUUCCACUAUGCGCGAGGGCUGGGGCAAGAUCGUUGCCAAGGAGGGCUUUGGUGGUUUGUACAAGGGAUUGUACCCUCUGUGGGCCAGACAGAUCCCUUAUACCAUGACCAAGUUUGCCACCUUUGAGGAGACCGUCAAGAUCAUCUACCGCACUAUGGGUAAACCCAAGGAGGAGUACGGUCAAUUGACACAGACUGGUGUCAGCUUCUUGGGUGGUUACAUUGCUGGAAUUUUCUGUGCUAUUGUUAGCCACCCGGCAGAUGUCAUGGUCAGCAAAUUAAAUGCUGAUCGUAAAGCCGGUGAAGGUGCGGUGACGGCUGUAUCCCGGAUCUACGGGAACAUUGGCUUCUCUGGCCUAUGGAAUGGUCUUCCUGUUCGGAUUGUGAUGCUGGGCACUUUGACCGGUUUCCAAUGGCUCAUUUAUGACUCUUUCAAAGUGUUCCUUGGUCUUCCCACCACUGGAGGUCAUUAG
Messenger RNA from Penicillium crustosum, 924 nucleotides. RefSeq names its product putative mitochondrial phosphate transporter Pic2. The coding region runs from base 1 to 924 and encodes 307 amino acids. The record is from RefSeq and is a predicted model, not a curated record. Lineage: Eukaryota; Fungi; Ascomycota; Eurotiomycetes; Eurotiales; Aspergillaceae. Gene Ontology annotation, molecular function: phosphate transmembrane transporter activity. The transcript is spliced from 5 exons. Gene Ontology annotation, cellular component: mitochondrial inner membrane. Gene Ontology annotation, biological process: mitochondrial phosphate ion transmembrane transport.